Messenger RNA from Cajanus cajan (pigeon pea), 1081 nucleotides. RefSeq names its product non-specific lipid transfer protein GPI-anchored 20. Lineage: Eukaryota; Viridiplantae; Streptophyta; Magnoliopsida; Fabales; Fabaceae. The record is from RefSeq and is a predicted model, not a curated record.
GAGGGAAGUACUACUAGCACUAGGAUUCGGUUAUCUAUCCUCUUGAGCAGAUGACCUAAUAAAAUAAAGAAUGAUUUGAUUUGACAUUUGCCAGCUUACUAAUGAUAAAAAAACAAUAGAUUAGGGUAGGAUGUUUUAGAUGCCACCUGAGCUUAAAAUGCCACCAUUCACAAACCUACUCCCACUCUUUUCAUUUCCCACUGAUUAGUUAUGGCAGUUGAGCUUUUAGACCUAUUUUUUUCUCCUUUAUCUCCUUAUAAAUUUCCUUAUUCUCCAUUUUCCCACUAUCAAACUUCCAAACUGUACUUUUGAAGACAAGCAUCCAAAACUCAAACAUGGAGCGUUUUGUGAGCCUAACUGUGAUAUUAGCCAUGGCUACGGUGAUAGCUAGACCAGCCUACGCCCAAGUGACGACGCCAUGCAACGCAUCAAUGAUAAACAGUUUGUUGAACCCUUGCAUGAAUUUCCUGACAAAUAGCAGUGGCAAUGGCACUUCUUCAGCUUCACCAACUGCAGACUGCUGUAAUAGCAUAAAGUCCGUCACAAGUGGGGGCAUGGACUGUUUGUGUCUCAUUGUCACCGGCAAUCUUCCCUUCACAAUACCAAUCAACCGAACCUUGGCCAUCUCUCUUCCUCGUGCUUGCAAUUUGCCUCGUCUUCCACUUCAAUGCAAAGCCUCAGGUUCGCCAAUUCCAGCUCCAGGACCAGCGGCUUUUGGGCCAUCUCUUUCUCCAUCUGUUCCACCUCUUAGUCCUCAAGCUUCCUCUGUAGUUCCCUCACCUUCUUUGGCACCAGUGUCUGAUACAACCCCUCCUCUUUUGACUCCAUCAUCUGCAACCACAGGAGGAAGUGGCCGCUCUGAUCUGACUCCAUCAUCUGCCAUCUCAUCUUACCACCUCCUGCCUUCUGUUUUAUUGAUUGCUAUAGGAUUUUCCCUUCAUUCUUAAACACUACUAGGUUGCUGUGCCUUCCACAUCUUUGUGCCUAUUUAUUAGGUUUUGCUCAGAUUAUUAUAUCAAAAGGCAUUUUGUGUUGGGGUGUAUAUGAGUGCAUGGAAAGCAAAUUAUUGUUAUUUUAUUCA